AUGGUGGUGGGUGCGUUCCCCAUGGCGAAGCUGCUAUACUUGGGCGUCCGGCAGAUCAGCAAGCCGCUUGCCAACCGCAUUAAGGAGGGCGCCCGCCGGAGCGAGUUCUUCAAGACCUAUGUCUGCCUCCCGCCGGCUCAGCUGUACCACUGGGUGGAGAUGCGGACCAAGAUGCGCAUCAUGGGAUUCCGGGGCACAACCAUCAAGCCGCUGAACGAGGAGGCGGCCGCCGAGCUGGGCGCCGAACUUCUGGGCGAGGCCACCAUCUUCAUCGUGGGCGGCGCCUGCGUGGUGCUGGAGUACUCGCGCCACCAGGCGCAGCAGCGCCGCAAGGAGGAGGAGCAGCGCGCCGCCUGGACCGAGAUGCAGGACGAGGUGGGCCGCCUGGCGCUGGCGCUCGAGGCGCUGCAGGCGCAGGUGCAGGCGCAGGAGGCGCCCAGGGCCCUGGAGGAGCUGCGGGCGCAGAUGCAAGAGGUGCGCGCCCAGCUCCUCGCCCGGGACGUGUAG
This is a messenger RNA of Pipistrellus nathusii (Nathusius's pipistrelle), 507 nucleotides long. The record is from the annotation of a GenBank genome assembly. Lineage: Eukaryota; Metazoa; Chordata; Mammalia; Chiroptera; Vespertilionidae.